AUGUCACUCGCACCGCCCGGGGAGCCGCUGGAGCCCGAAGUGUCGCAUCCUCAGAAGCGCAUACGAUGGGCCACCCACCGCGCAACCGGCGACAAGGCUGCCAACAAGCGCCACUCGCUCAAGCAACGCCUGCACAAGCGCAUUGGCUCCGGCAGCGAGAAGCGCGACUCCAUGGGCAAAGAAGCUGGCUUGAACGCCGACCACUCGCCCGACAGCUCAGAUGCAGGCUCCGAGGAGCAGGACUCGGGGCGCAGGGUCUACUUCAACGUGCCCUUGCCCCAGACGGAACGCGACGACGACGGCCACCCUCUCGCUCAAUACGCACGCAACAAGAUAAGAACGGCCAAAUACACGCCCCUCAGCUUCGUGCCCAAGAACCUGUGGUUCCAAUUCCACAACAUCGCAAACGUUUACUUCCUGUUCAUCAUCAUUCUAGGCAUCUUCUCCAUCUUUGGAGCCUCCAACCCCGCCCUCAACGCCGUGCCGCUCAUUGUCAUUCUGGUGGUGACUGCGAUCAAAGACGCAAUAGAGGAUUGGCGGAGAACGGUGCUGGACAACGAGCUGAACAACGCCCCAGUCCACCGGCUCGUCGACUUCAACAAUGUGAAUACGGCCGAGAAUACCGUCUCGCUAUGGCGAAAAAUCAAAAAGGGUACCACCAAACUGAUCAUCACGACAUGGAGGGCGAUCAACAGUGCGAAGAAAGGCAAAAAGGGCAAAGAGGACGGUGAGCUGGCUCAUGAUGGCUCGCGGCCUUCCAUCGAUACGCGAAGGGCGUCCGUCGCCACACGCAGAGAGUCUUAUCUCGACGCCCAGGAGGCCAUACAGAUGACACCCGUCCCAUCACCGCUUACCGGACAAUCCCCAAGUCAUUCCCCACCACGCAGUCACGGCCCCGGGGACAACGACAAGGUGCGAGGAGCCGAUAGCAAAGGAACAGGACAGAAGAAAUUCUGGGGAAGUGUAUUGAACCCCUACAAGAGAUCCCCGGAGAAAGCACGGUUCAAGAAGGAUGCCUGGAAGAAUGUACAAGUCGGAGACUUUGUGCGUUUGUACAACGACGAAGAAAUUCCCGCCGACAUUGUGGUCUUGUCGACAUCCUCCGACGACGGUGCCUGCUACGUGGAAACCAAGAAUUUGGACGGCGAAACCAACUUGAAAGUCCGCAACGCCUUGCACGCUACACGUGAUGUCCGACAUGCGCGACACUGCGAAGGUGCAGAAUUCAUCAUUGAGAGUGAAGGUGCCCACUCGAACCUCUACUCCUACAGUGCCGUUCUCAGGUGGCAGCAACACAAUGCCAAAGAUCCCGAAGCACCGGCCUACGAAAUGGCCGAGCCCAUCUCCAUCAACAAUCUGCUGCUGCGUGGCUGUCAGUUGCGCAACACGGAGUGGGUUCUCGGUGUCGUCGUGUUCACGGGCGAGGAAACGAAGAUUAUGAUCAAUUCUGGUAUCACGCCUAGCAAGCGGGCCAGAAUCUCAAAGGAACUCAACUGGAAUGUCAUUUACAACUUCAUCAUCCUGGCUCUCAUGUGUCUGGUCUCUGGAAUUGUACUUGGUGUCACCUGGGCUCGCGAUGACACUUCUCAUCAAUUCUUCGAAUUCGGAUCCUAUGGUGGUGCUCCUGCCACAGAUGGUGUCAUUGCUUUCUGGGCUGCUGUCAUCCUCUUCCAAAACUUGGUUCCCAUCUCCCUCUACAUUACCCUCGAAAUCAUUCGUACCCUUCAGGCUCUCUUCAUCUACAGUGAUGUACAAAUGUACUACGAGAAAAUCGAUUACCCUUGCACUCCAAAGUCCUGGAACAUUUCCGAUGACGUUGGACAGAUCGAGUACAUCUUCUCCGACAAGACGGGAACGCUCACGCAGAAUGUAAUGGAAUUCAAAAAGUGCUCCAUCAACGGUGUGCCGUACGGAGAAGCAUACACUGAAGCGCAAGCGGGUAUGCAGCGAAGGCAGGGCGUCAAUGUUGAGGUCGAGGGCGCACGCGCUCGGGAGCAAAUUGCGCGGGAUCGUGUGCGAAUGAUUGAAGGAAUCAGGAAAAUGCACAACAACCCCUAUCUCUGGGACGACGAACUCACCUUUGUGGCACCAGACUACAUUGAUGAUUUAGCGGGAGAAUCGGGGCCUGAGCAAAAGGAAGCCAACUUGAACUUUAUGAUUGUCUUGGCUCUUUGUCACACUGUGGUCACUGAACGUACGCCUGGUGACCCGCCGAAAAUCGAGUUCAAGGCUCAGUCUCCCGAUGAGGCAGCCCUGGUCGCCACUGCGCGCGAUGUCGGUCUCACAUUUGUGGGCCGUGAAGAAGAUCGCCUAGUGCUCAACGUACUCGGUGAGGAGCGUAGAUAUCAGGUUCUCAACACACUCGAGUUCAACUCGACGAGGAAGCGAAUGAGUGCAAUCAUCAGAAUGCCAGACGGCAAGAUCAUGCUCUUCUGCAAAGGAGCCGACAGCAUGAUCUAUUCCAGACUUAUUCCCGAUGAGCAGAAACAACUUCGCGCCACCACUGGCGAACACCUUGAGAUGUUCGCCAGGGAAGGACUCCGAACACUCUGCAUUGCCCAAAGAGAGAUUUCGGAAGAGGAAUAUACAGAGUGGAGCAGGGAUUACGACAUGGCCGCCAAUGCAGUUGUUGGCCGCGAAGACAAACUGGAGGAAGUUUCCGAUCGCAUCGAGAACCAAUUGUGGUUGAUCGGAGGAACCGCUAUUGAGGAUCGACUGCAAGACGGCGUGCCAGAGUCGAUCUCCUUGCUCGCUCAAGCAGGUAUCAAGCUCUGGGUCCUAACAGGUGACAAGGUGGAGACUGCCAUCAACAUUGGUUUCUCUUGCAACUUGCUUGACAAUGACAUGGAUCUCAUCAUUCUGAAAACGACAGAUGACAACGUGGCUUCUGUAGAGUCUCAGCUUGACGAGAAGCUAGCAAUCUUUGGUUUGACCGGCUCGGAAGAGGAACUGGACGCUGCCCAAGACGAUCACGAACCGCCUGCACCCACACACGCUCUUAUCAUUGACGGAGAUACUCUUAAGCUGGCCUUGGACGAAACCGUGAAGAGGAAGUUCCUGUUGCUCUGCAGAAAGUGCCGGUCCGUGCUGUGCUGCAGAGUCAGUCCAAGUCAGAAGGCCGCUGUUGUGAACAUGGUCAAGACCGGAUUGGACUGUCUUACCCUUGCCAUUGGAGAUGGUGCCAACGAUGUCGCUAUGAUCCAGGAGGCGCACGUUGGUGUUGGUAUCGCUGGUGUCGAAGGACGAGCAGCCGUCAUGUCUUCAGAUUACGCCAUUGGCCAAUUCCGCUUCCUCACACGGCUCUUGCUCGUGCACGGCCGAUGGUCAUACCGCAGACUGGCAGAGACUAUUGCCAAUUUCUUCUACAAGAACAUCGUAUGGACGUUUUCGCUCUUCUGGUACCAGAUUUACACCAAUUUUGACAGCCAGUACAUCUUCGACUACACAUACAUCAUCUUCUUCAACUUGGCUUUCACUUCGCUUCCAGUCAUCGUGAUGGGUGUCUUGGAUCAGGACGUUGAUGACCGCGUAUCCCUGGCUGUCCCGCAACUAUAUCGACGUGGUAUUGAGCGGAAGGAGUGGUCCCAGCCCAAGUUCUGGGCUUACAUGGUUGAUGGUAUUUACCAAUCUGCCGUUGCCUUCUUCUUCGUCUUUGAAGUUUUUGCCCCUGGUACAUUUGCAACCUCCAGUGGUCUUGAUCUUGCCGAGUACCGCCGCAUGGGUAUUUAUGCAGCUACCGCAGCUGUCUGUGCUGCGAAUAUCUAUGUGCUUUACAACACCUACCGAUGGGAUUGGCUAAUGGUACUUAUUGUCGUAAUCAGUACCCUCUUUGUCUGGUUCUGGACUGGAAUCUACACUUCAUUCACAUCCAGCGCUCAGUUCUACAAGGCCGGUUCCCAGGUGUACGGCUCCUUGAACUUCUGGGCAUAUCUGUUAUGUGCCACAAUCGCUUGUUUGCUACCCCGGUUCAUCUUCAAGGUUGCACAAAAGAUGUACUUCCCAAUGGACGCCGACAUCAUCCGGGAGCAAGUCAAGCUAGGACACUUUGAUUAUCUACGCCAAACCGAAGCAUACCUCCCGCCCCUGCCCGAGCAGGUACCAACUGCUUCCAACAACAACUCAGAGGCCGACGCGUCCAAGUACAAGGCCGCUAACGCCGAGGAUACCGACGAAGACGUACGGCCUAUCUACCCACCUUCAGUCGCUCCAACCGCAACAACACACAAUCCACGAAGUCAGAACGGUAGCGGCAGCACUGACUUCACAUACCGCCGCUCUACAGAAGGCAUCCCGCCCACUGCACCGCGCAUGUCAUCCGAUUGCCGCAUACGACCAAGCUUCGAUCGGUCACGCAUGUCCAUGGACCGUGUCCGACCCAGUUUCGAAGCCAGUAACGACUUCACCUCUGCUGCCAUGCUCACACGCAUGGAGUCGGCACACAGCCGCAAUAGCUUCCAGGGCGCACCGCCCAACACACAACCAGCCGUCAUGAGUCGGCUACGCAACGCCAUUCGGCGAGCAACAAUAACGAGGGAAGAAGGGCCCCCGGAUCUCUCGGAUACGCCGCCCAUGCCCACUUCACCGAAACCACCCAGUCCACCGGGGAGUCCGAAGAGUACGCCAAAUCCGCCCUCAUAG
Plenodomus lingam JN3 is the source of this 4638-nucleotide messenger RNA. RefSeq lists its product as uncharacterized. Lineage: Eukaryota; Fungi; Ascomycota; Dothideomycetes; Pleosporales; Leptosphaeriaceae. Gene Ontology annotation, biological process: phospholipid translocation. Gene Ontology annotation, cellular component: plasma membrane; trans-Golgi network. Gene Ontology annotation, molecular function: ATPase-coupled intramembrane lipid carrier activity; magnesium ion binding; ATP hydrolysis activity. The record is from RefSeq and is a predicted model, not a curated record.